CCUUUCCUCAUUGUCAAUGUCUUUGAAAUGGACGUUGUGCAAGAGCAAUAAGAAAAGUGGUGCGGCGGUUACAUUUUCUAUUAUUGAAGGAUAACUGGCGCUGGAACUGUACCAUAAGUUUCUAUUCUUAGUGUUGCAAGUACUUACGUAGUACGGAAGGUACAAUUGUUGUUAAAAUAUAUAUUUUGUUUAUCAGUAUUUAUGGAUAAAGACUGACGCAUCGUGUGUAACGCUCUAGAACCCAAGUUAGUAUUCGAAAGAGAGUUUAAAACAAUUUUUGUGUAACAGUUUUGUGAUAUGGAUACCAAAAAUUUGCUGGUUCAAGACCCCAAGGGGCAGCUUGCUCUGGUGCUGAAGCAGUACAACAAAACGGAAGAAAAUCUGGAGGAAUACUUAGAUAUAUUGAGGAAGUGGUUAAAGACCCAGAUGCAUUUGCCUGAGAUGCCAAGUGACACGAUGAUAAGAAACUUCCUGUUUAACAAUAAAUUCAGCGUAGAGGCAACAAAACAAAAACUUGACAUGUACUACACCUUAAGAUCCCUGAUUCCCGAAAUAUACGAGAACAAAAAUCCCAAACUGCCGCAUAUGCAACAGAUAAGAAAGAAAACGUACGUCUGCCCAUUGCCAAAAACUACAGAAGAUGGCUACAGGGUAACUGUCAUAAAAUUCGUAGACGAAGACGCCGACAAUUUUGACGCAUACGAUUUCUUCGCUCACACCUACAACAUAGCCGAAAUCAGGGUGCAGGAAGACAUCCCCCUCAGCGAUGUGAUAAUAUACGAUUUUGAGUUUCUCACGAUGGGACACAUUCUCAAACUUACCCCUGUUGUCAUCAAGAAGGCUAGUAUAGUGCUGGAGAAAGUGUUUUCCAACAGAGUCAAGGCCAUACACAUCAUAAACGCCCCGUCCUACGUCGAUACACUUUUGUCGGUAUGCAAACAACUCAUCUCGCCCAAACUUGUGGAAAGGCUCAAUGUCCACAACAAAUCCAACUCUAUUCUGAAAUAUUUACCCAAAGAGAUUGUUCCCAAGGACUAUGGAGGGGACGAAAUGACGCUGUCUGAGCUGAACGAUCUGUGGGAGAAAAAAAUCCAGGAAUACCAACAAAGAUUUGAUGCCCUUGAAAAAAUGAAACCCAAUGAAGAACUGAGACCAGCCCCUUUAAAAAACGACGAUAUUUUAGGGUUUUACGGAAAUUUCAAGAAACUUUCUGUUGAUUGACUGCGACUUGUGAUUUGAAACAACAUUUUAAAUUAUUAUUUUAUGUAUCUAUUGUUUUAUUUUUCUUAAUAAAAGGUAUAAGGUG
Molecule: messenger RNA, 1306 nt
Organism: Anoplophora glabripennis (Asian longhorned beetle)
Lineage: Eukaryota; Metazoa; Arthropoda; Insecta; Coleoptera; Cerambycidae
Product: alpha-tocopherol transfer protein-like
Exons: 6
Coding region: 298-1221 (307 amino acids)
Cellular component (GO): membrane
Molecular function (GO): phosphatidylinositol bisphosphate binding
Source: RefSeq, a predicted model, not a curated record